Astyanax mexicanus (Mexican tetra) is the source of this 1773-nucleotide messenger RNA. It is a transcript of the gene slc25a22b, whose product is annotated as solute carrier family 25 member 22b. Lineage: Eukaryota; Metazoa; Chordata; Actinopteri; Characiformes; Acestrorhamphidae. The record is from RefSeq and is a predicted model, not a curated record. Gene Ontology annotation, molecular function: L-glutamate transmembrane transporter activity; L-aspartate transmembrane transporter activity. Gene Ontology annotation, biological process: L-glutamate transmembrane transport; malate-aspartate shuttle; aspartate transmembrane transport. The coding region runs from base 345 to 1301 and encodes 318 amino acids. The transcript has 11 exons.
AGGGUUCACUGUUUCACCCACAACUAAACAACACUAUCUGAUCCUGCAGCCUGGUCCGGUCACUCGGCCAGUCUGCGAGCUGCUCUCUCCGGGUGUUGGAACUGUGGGACCCCCUCUCAGUGGAGGAAACCACAUUUAUAAAGAUAUUUUCCCACUAGGGUCUCCAGUCUUCCGUAACUGUGAGACAGCUCUGGCUCUCUCAGAUUAACUCUUUCUAUAACAGAGAAUCUGAGACUGGACCAAGAGUGAUGUUCCCCGUGAAGAUUUUCAAACACUCAGAAACACUGCACUGAGGCCGAUUUCCCCAGGUUGACUGAUUGUGUUGGUUGGUUGAUUGUGACUGAAUGGCAGACAGACAGAUCAGCCUGCCAGCUAAGCUCAUAAACGGUGGCAUUGCUGGGCUGAUUGGAGUGACCUGCGUCUUUCCCAUCGAUCUGGCGAAGACUCGACUUCAGAACCAGCAGAAUGGCUCUCGGCUCUACAGCAGCAUGUCUGACUGUCUCCUCAAAACCAUCCGAUCUGAGGGCUUCUUUGGGAUGUACAGAGGUGCUGCAGUUAAUCUGACACUGGUUACUCCAGAAAAAGCCAUCAAACUCGCUGCCAAUGACUUCUUCAGACACCAUCUCUCGAAAGAUGGACAGAAGCUGACAUUGCUGAGGGAAAUGAUUGCUGGCUGUGGAGCAGGAACAUGCCAAGUAAUUGUUACCACUCCGAUGGAGAUGCUGAAGAUCCAGCUGCAGGAUGCAGGACGGAUAAAUGCACAGUGGAAGCUGACUGGUCAGGCUGCGUCAGGGGGCGGAGCUGCUGGGGGUCGUUUAGAGACCAGGAAUCCUACAGGCCUCCAGAUCACUAAAGAGCUGCUGCAGAGCCGAGGGGUAUCGGGACUGUACAGAGGCCUUGGGGCCACGCUACUGAGGGAUGUGCCCUUUUCUAUCAUCUAUUUCCCUCUGUUUGCGAACCUGAAUGAUCUGGGGAAGAGGGGUGUUGAGGGUCCGGCUCCAUUUUACUGCUCUUUCCUGUCUGGCUGCCUGGCUGGGAGUGCAGCAGCUGUAGCAGUGAACCCAGUGGAUGUUGUAAAGACAAGGCUACAGUCUCUGACACGUGGAAGUCAGGAGGACACUUAUAAUGGAGUGAAGGACUGCAUCAGUAAAAUACUGUGCAAUGAGGGUCCCUCAACCUUCCUGAAGGGGGCGUACUGCCGUGCACUGGUCAUCGCCCCUCUGUUCGGGAUUGCUCAGGUGGUUUAUUUUCUUGGGGUUGGAGAGUUUAUCCUCAGCAUUGUUCCCGGAGCCCAGCGUUGAGGCGAGAUCUGAUCCAGAUUGUCCUCCUGCUCGGAACAAGGAAAACUACUUAAGCAGACUAGCGUCUCGAAUGGGAGCUUGAGGCAGCAGAAUGAUUCUGCUCUGUAUGGUUUUAUUCUGGGAGAAUAAAAACUCUGACUGGACUCUUAGACUGAUGGAAAAGCUGGUUUAUGUGCCUUGUUUUAGCAUCAUGUAUCAGCCACUACCUGUUAGAUUCUACUGCCUGACUGGAAUUGAGUCUUUACAAAUGAAUUCAAUAGUUUUUGACUGUUUGUUUUUAUGCCUAUAGAAGUGUCCAUUAUUGUCCAUUUUAUUACAGUACAGGAUGUUAUAUUGUGUGAAUUACAAUGUCAAUGUCAUGUGAAAAGUCAAUGGAUAACAAAAUGUAAACUGAUCAUUAAAUGUUUCCUCAGGGGACGGCUUGGAAAAGCCCACUCUACGAGGAAACUUGUUUCUUACUGUGCACAUGAUA